Molecule: messenger RNA, 1600 nt
Organism: Lactuca saligna
Lineage: Eukaryota; Viridiplantae; Streptophyta; Magnoliopsida; Asterales; Asteraceae
Source: the annotation of a GenBank genome assembly
AUGGACCAGAUUGAAUCCAACCCAACAAUCCCAGUCAGAGCUCUUCAAGAACAACUUCAAAAGGAUUAUCAAGUUGGAUUCUCUAUUCACAAGGUAUUCAGGGCCAAAUCAACUGCAAAAAAACUUGUCCAGGGUGAUUACAAAAAGCAAUAUGAUGUUCUUAGAGAUUACAUCCUGGAGUUGCAGUCUACUAAUCCAGAAACCACUGUGAAGUUAGAGUUUGAUUCAGAACCCAACCUAAGUGCUACCUCAAGAAGGUUUAAAAGGAUGACAAAUUUUAACUGCAGUUGGGUAGACUCCAACAAUGGAAUAUACCCCCUAGCUUAUGCCAUUGUUGAGACUGAGAACACUGACAGUUGGAAGUGGUUUCUAGAGUGUAUUGCAGAUGAUCUGGACCUACAUGCAAACUCAAACUUCACAUUUAUAAGUGACAGACAAAAGGGAUUGCAGACUGCCAUUUCUCAGUUGUUCCCAUGUGCUGAGCACAGGUUUUGCCUUAGGCAUAUACAUGACAAUAUGAGAAAAACAUGGAGAACUAAUGAGUACAAAGAACACUUGUGGAAUUGUGCUACAGCAACAACAGUACCAGAGUUUAAUCAUAGGAUGCAUCAAUUCAGCUCAUAUGAUGUAGAAGCUUAUAAUUGGUUGAAGCAGAUUCCCCCACAACAUUGGGCAAGAAGCCACUUCACAGGCAGAGCAGUUUCAGAUAUGCUUCUGAAUAAUCUUUGUGAAGUUUUUAAUAGCAAAUUGAUUGAGGGAAGGGACAAGCCACUGAUAUCCUGCUUGGAGUACAUUAGGGAGUAUAUGAUGAAAAGAAUAUGCAAUGUCAUAAAGGUUCAAAAGAAGUGUGUUGGUCCACUAACCCUAUCUGCAACAAAGAUCAUGGAGAAGAAUGUGAAUUGGGCAUCUCAGUACACAGUUAGGUGGAAUGGGUCAGAUAAAUACCAAGUGCAAGGGCCAUGGCAGGAUCAACAUGUUGUUGAUAUGGUUGAAAGAGUAUGCAGUUGUAGGAAGUGGGAAUUAACAGGACUCCCUUGUAAGCAUGUCAUUGCAGUCCUAAAUGACAAAGCAGAUAAUGGUGAGGAAGUUGGAGAACUGCACACUUAUGCCCACAGGGUGCACUGGCUAGAAACAUGGAAAGCAGCUUAUGUGUACAAAGUAGAGCCUAUUAAAGGUCGAGCAAUGUGGCCUAUAAGUGAAUGCCCAAUUAAAAUCACCCCUCCUAUACACAAAAAUCAGCCUGGAAGGCCAAAGAAAAAGAGGAGGCACUCUGCUGAGGAGAAAAGCCAGAAGAAGGGAGACAAUGUUGCUAGUGGUAGUGGGAGUCAAAGCAAUAUUGCUAGUAGGAGUGGAAAGCUUACAAGAAAGUUUAUCCAAGUAACCUGCAGCAAGUGUAAAAUUAAAGGGCACAAUGCUAGAACUUGCAAAGGCCAAGGGGGUAAGUGAUUGGAUUUCAAGGGAUUUUGAUGUUUGUAGGGGUAUAAGUGUCUUUUUGGGAUAAUGUUAUGUUUAUGUGUAUUGUAUGUUUAGUACUUUCUGUGUUUUGGGGUUUAACCAUUUUGGAUGUUACUUUUGGUACUUGAUAGUGUACCCCUGUGAU